This is a messenger RNA of Colias croceus (clouded yellow), 885 nucleotides long. It is a transcript of the gene RpL15, whose product is annotated as 60S ribosomal protein L15. NCBI's taxonomy places the organism in Eukaryota, Metazoa, Arthropoda, Insecta, Lepidoptera, Pieridae. The transcript has 4 exons. Gene Ontology annotation, cellular component: ribosome; cytosolic large ribosomal subunit. The coding region runs from base 160 to 774 and encodes 204 amino acids. Gene Ontology annotation, molecular function: RNA binding; structural constituent of ribosome. The record is from RefSeq and is a predicted model, not a curated record. Gene Ontology annotation, biological process: cytoplasmic translation.
AAUCUUUUCCGAUUGAACUGUGGUGUGAUUGAGACAUUUUUACUCCGGCAUGUUAUUCGGGAUGUGUCUCAAAUCGCUCUAUUUGUGGCCAGACCGAUGAUGUGACUUCUGAUCAAUUUUUUAUUGAUUUUGUUGCUAGGUCUGCCACAGGCUCCCAAGAUGGGUGCGUACAGAUAUAUCCAAGAGUUGUAUCGCAAAAAGCUGAGCGAUGUUAUGCGUUUUUUGUUGCGUGUAAGAGUAUGGCAGUAUCGUCAGUUGACUCGUAUGCACCGCGCCCCCAGGCCUACACGACCUGACAAAGCCAGGAGGCUAGGAUACCGUGCCAAGCAAGGUUAUGUUAUCUUCAGAAUCCGCGUGCGCCGCGGUGGCCGCAAGCGCCCAGUGCCCAAGGGUGCCACAUACGGCAAACCCAAGAGUCAUGGAGUCAACCAACUCAAGCCUACACGCAACCUGCAAUCCAUUGCUGAGGAGCGUGUCGGCCGCCGUUGUGGUGGUCUCCGUGUCCUGAACUCAUACUGGGUUGCUCAAGACUCUUCAUACAAAUACUUUGAAGUCAUCUUGAUUGAUCCUUCACACAAGGCUAUCCGCCGCGAUCCUAAGAUCAACUGGAUCGUAAACGCUGUUCACAAGCACCGCGAGAUGCGCGGUCUUACAUCAGCAGGCCGCAGCUCCCGUGGGCUCGGCAAGGGCCAUCGCUUCUCACAGACCAAGGGUGGCUCCAGACGGGCGGCCUGGAUCAGACGCAACACUCUUCAACUCCGUCGCAAGCGAUAAAUUUCUACUUUUCACUGACUGGUUAUUUGGUUUGCGAAGCAUUAUACGAUUUUGUAUUGGUAUUUUGCAACCCAGAUAGGUGGUCAGUGGCCAAUAAAUACUUUAAUUCCA